CACCGCACAACUCUGAAACACGGAGAGAAGAUAAAAGGAUAAACGAAAAGUUUUCGUCGAUAGCAGCUCAUAGACAAAAUGCAGACUGAUGUUGAAAACACGCUGGAGAGGAUUGAAAACUAUAAAGGUGUGAUUGGAACAAUUAUUGUGAAUUCAGAAGGGAUUCCCAUCAGAACAUCUUUUGAUGACUCCAAAACUGUUCAGUAUGCAGGACUCCUUCGCAACCUCACAGUGAUGGCCAGGAACGUGGUCAGAGAUAUUGACCCUCAGAAUGACCUCACUUUCCUCCGCGUCCGCACAAAGAAAUACGAGAUUAUGUUUUCUCUACAGAACAACUAUCUGAUGAUAGUCAUCCAAAACCCAUUUGAAUAG
Molecule: messenger RNA, 372 nt
Organism: Nematolebias whitei (Rio pearlfish)
Lineage: Eukaryota; Metazoa; Chordata; Actinopteri; Cyprinodontiformes; Rivulidae
Product: dynein light chain roadblock-type 2-like
Exons: 4
Coding region: 79-372 (97 amino acids)
Biological process (GO): microtubule-based movement
Cellular component (GO): cytoplasm; cytoplasmic dynein complex; centrosome
Molecular function (GO): dynein intermediate chain binding
Source: RefSeq, a predicted model, not a curated record